Messenger RNA from Seminavis robusta, 531 nucleotides. NCBI's taxonomy places the organism in Eukaryota, Bacillariophyta, Bacillariophyceae, Naviculales, Naviculaceae. The record is from the annotation of a GenBank genome assembly.
AUGCCGCUCUUUCUUGCUAACACCUUUCUCUUUAAACCACAACAGCUCAAGCCUUUGCCUCAAGAUGAAGUAGAGACGAUCUGUCAGAGUAUCCAACAAGGCCUUGUCGAUGCUGUGAACAGCGGAGCCAAUGCAUGCAUUAGUAUUCACGUUCACCCAAAUCAUUUCAUUUCAACUGGAGACCUCAAGUUCUUGACUGGAGUUGAAGGUACCAUCACGUCGCAGUCUAUGCAUCACUUGGAGCUUGUUUCUGACCAAGGAGCUCGCCGUGUUACGGUUCAUUUCGUUGGUGGUGGAUCUCUUUUUGUUGUUGCUCAUGAUGUCGAUGAUGUCGAUUCCGAGCCCGAGCCCGAGCAAGAACAAGACACGGAUGAUGAUGGCACUGACAAUGAAGAUCAUGGAGGAGACGAAGACAAUGGAUCUGAAGGCAGCAGCAGCGGAAGCAGCACUCGCAUGGAUCCCAACAAUGAAUCGAAUGCGUCUUCUGAUUUUGACGGCGCUUUCGUCGGGUUUAGCCAGCUCUCAAUCUAA